Messenger RNA from Saccostrea echinata, 3131 nucleotides. Its product is annotated as von Willebrand factor A domain-containing protein 5A-like. Bases 1 to 2481 code for a protein of 826 amino acids. NCBI's taxonomy places the organism in Eukaryota, Metazoa, Mollusca, Bivalvia, Ostreida, Ostreidae. The record is from RefSeq and is a predicted model, not a curated record. The transcript is spliced from 17 exons.
AUGAGUAGAUCAAGAUAUGGACUAACGUCACUGACCCAAAAUCGAUGUGUUCCGCUAAAGAAAAUCAACAUUCAGGUAGCGAUUCAUGGAUUCAUUGCCAACGUGACCUCUGACCUUCAUUACAUUAAUGAUUCGGACAAGAACAUCGAGACAGAGUUUGUCUUUCCGUUGGACACCGAGGCAGCGGUCUACAAGUUUGAAGCCAAGAUAGACGGCAGGACCAUUGUAGCAGAGGUUCAGGAAAAAUCACAGGCAAAAGAGACAUACCGUGAUGCUAUUGAUUCUGGCCAUACUGCCAUGUACAUGGGAGAAGACGACAACGCUGGAGAUAUAUUUCGUCUCAAACUCGGAAAUCUCCCUGCCAAGAAAGAUGCUAAACUCACAUUUGCUUAUGCAAAGGAGCUGGAUUUGUCCUCCGAUAAUACAGGGACUUUUAUGCUCCCAACAGUUCUUAAUCCAAGAUAUGCUCCGGAUUGCUCAUCAAACAUGUCAAAAGAUGAAUCUAAUCCAGAUGAGAGCAAUACAACAAUGAUCAAAACAGCUGAGAGCGAUGUUGGAAUGACAUACUGUUCUAACUUUACAAUGACAAUGGAAGCUGUAGUUGAUGGAGGUAAAAAUCUUAUCGUUUCUGGAAACAAGAUGGAGUUUGAUGUGGUGGCAGAUACAAUCGAAAAUAAGAUGACAUCAUCAAAACAGCUCAAACAAGGAUGUGAUUUCACGUUAGUUUUACACUACAAAGGAUUUGAAAAGCCAGGGGCUGUGCUCGAGAAAGGAAAGGAAGACAGUGGAAAAUCGUUUUUAUCGACGGAUGUACUGAUGAUAAAUUUUUCCCCAGAAUUCAAGGAUUUGGACACAAAAAUGCCGUGUGAAUUUGUUUUUGUAAUUGAUCGUUCUGGAUCAAUGAAUGGUUCUCGAAUUGAAAAAGCAAAGGAGACCUUACUGCUACUCUUGAAGAGUCUUCCUGUGAACUGUAUCUUCAAUGUCAUCAGCUUUGGAUCAAGGUUUUCUACUCUGUUCCCAAAGAGUGUAGAGUAUAACGAGAAGAAUUUAGAGGAAGCUCUGAAUCUACAAAAGAGAAUGAAAGCUGACAUGGGAGGAACAGAAAUCUUCAAACCACUGGACAAUGUUUUUAGUAAUAAACCGUCUGGUUCCUAUGCUAGACAAGUUUUUCUGCUGACGGAUGGAGAAGUUUGGAACAUCCCAGAAAUAAUUAAAUUAGUGAAAAAGCAGAAAAAUACGAGAGUGUUUACCUUUGGUAUUGGAGAUGGCUGCUCAACAGAACUGAUAAGGGAAGUCGCCAAAGUUAGCAAUGGAAAAGCUACUUUCUUAAAAGACAGUGAUAGAUUACAAUCUAAGGUCAUGUCUGUGAUGAAGAACAGUGUACAAUGUGGAAUUACGGAUGUGUCAUUAACUUGGAACCUUCCUAAAGGUUGCUCUGUCAUCAAUGCCCCAGAAGAAGUCCCGCCAAUUUUUCAAGGAGAGAAACUGAUACUCUAUGCAAUUAUAUCAGGGGUUAUUUCAAAGCAAUCUUCUAAAACACAAUCGAUGAAGCUGACGGGUAAGGCAGGUGACAAGAAUGUGGAAUAUAAAAUGGAUUUUGUCUUGAGCACCAGCAAGUCUGACGACACAGAUGAAUCAUGUCCACUUCAUAGAUUAGCUGCUAAAUCCAGAUUAUCAGAGAUGGAAACAAAUAAUGCUGAUGAGAGAUUGAUGGUGGCCUUAAGUACAGAAGUCAAUGUAACGUGCAAGCAUACGGCGUUUGUUGGUGUAGAUAGAAAGAGCAAAGAAAUUGUAGGAAAACAUAACGACAUAGAAUACUUUGAGGAAGAACUUAACGAAGCUCAGUUAAAUUUAAGUGUACGUUCAUUCGCAGCACCAAAGUUAAAAUCUGCACCAGGCAUAAUGGGGAAGGUGACAAAUUUUUGUUCAAGUAUUUUUCCAAUAAAGAAGAAAAAGACAGCUGUUUUAUCUCGCAGCACGAAUUCUCCUGUCAUGGCAAUGAAAAGUGCCCAAUGUUCUUUGUCAGCUGAUGACAUGAUGGACCUUGACAUUCCAGACUUAGGAGACCUAAAUUUAGAGAGUGAAUCUGCAGAAUGUUCUUGUGACGAAUCUGACGUACUUGAAGAACUUGAGGACUGUGAAGAACUUGAGAACUGUGAGCCCGAAAAACAAAAAGAAGUAGACCAUCUUGGGAAGAUGUUGGAAUUGAUUGAAAAUCAGAAAUUUGAUGGAUCUUGGGAGUUAACAGAGAAAAUCACAAAAAUUCUCGACAAAUCACAAGAUGAAAUAAAAACAUCUGCUGUGGUACAGGAUAUCAGUGUUUGGACAACAGCUCUUGCAAUUGCAUUUUUGAGAAAAUAUUUCUUAAAACAAAGAGAUGAAUGGGAGAUGAUAGAGGAGAAAGCAUUGAAUUGGUUAAAAACUAGAGAUGUAGAAGGCAAAGAUGUCGUUCAGGAAGCAAUGACAUUUUUAUCAACAUAACUUUUUGUAACUUGAGUACUAUUCCUCGUCUGAUACUAAUAAUUUGAUUCUUUAUGCGGAAGGUUUCCUAUAUGAACCUUGUACACACGCUGCAAUUAAUCGAAUACAAUCACUCAUGCAAUUGUCAUGUCAUUCAAAGCACUGUACACACACUGCAACUAAUUUCCUUUAAUUUACCUCCAAAUUGAAAAAAAAGUUAUAUGGUACAUAUAAUACGUACUCUGAAUGUGGGGAUUCAAAGUUUUAGAUUAAAUACUGUAAAAAAACCCCAGACAUGCUUUAACCGCUUUCUUACAAUUAUAUUGGGAUUAUCAAUAUCUCAAAUAAGUUCCUGUAUAUGGAGUCCAAAAUAGUAAAGGAGCCAGGUUAAGAUUUUGAGAUCCCCGUUUGAUAAAAUAGUUCUACAUUUUGUUUCCUUUAAUGUUUCUCAAAAGAAGGGUGAAACGCACUAAUCAGGCUACCUCCCUGAAAUGAAUUAUAACAUGAAUUAUGAUUUUAUAUUAAAGUUUUGAUUUUGAUGUAUAAUUCUCAAUCAAGUUAAUCAAGCAUCCUAUGUUUGUAAAUCAUCCAUUAUCCGUGCAAUUAACAAAACUUUGCAGCAAUUUCUUACUAUAGUCUUAUCAAAGAAUAAAGAAUACUGCUGGAGCCUC